Penicillium soppii is the source of this 1815-nucleotide messenger RNA. RefSeq names its product ribosomal RNA-processing protein RRP9. Gene Ontology annotation, molecular function: snoRNA binding; protein binding. Gene Ontology annotation, cellular component: small-subunit processome. Bases 1 to 1815 code for a protein of 604 amino acids. The transcript has a single exon. The record is from RefSeq and is a predicted model, not a curated record. Lineage: Eukaryota; Fungi; Ascomycota; Eurotiomycetes; Eurotiales; Aspergillaceae.
AUGUCGUCGUUUUUCACUGUCCCAAAUUCCCAGCGCAAGCGGAAGAGAGACGACCGCGCUGCACCACCGGGAUCGAAAAAGAGAGGCGUGGACGCCAAAACCGACAGCGGUCGACGGAAAGAGAGAGAAGAUUCAAUCUCUGGAAGUGAUUUGGAUGACGCUGCUGGAAUCGACUCGGCAGAGUCAGGCGACGAGAGUGGAUCGGACUCGGAAGGCGAAACCGCAGCGGAUCGAAGAUUGAAACUCGCUGAACGCUACCUGGACAACAUCAAAGGAGAAGUCGACGAAGCUGGUUUCGAUGCGGCAGAUAUUGAUCGGGACCUGAUCGCAGAGCGACUCAAGAAGGACGUUGACGAGUUCAAAGGGCGGACGUUUCGUCAAAUUGCUGCGAAACUAUCCAUUCCCACGGCGUCCCAUUCAUUUUUCCGCUCCGAUACCCAGUCAACCACCAACAUCGCAGUUCACCCCCCAUUUGUCUACACUGUUUCUAAGGAUAAGACUUUGACCAAAUGGGAAUUGGCUACACCCACUGUACCGGCAGCAGAAGAAACGAGCGGUGAUAACGAUACCUCCAAGCGACCCCCGCGUCCCCAGCGGAAGAAGCCCAAGCGCGUGAGCUAUGCUCGGGGUAUGCGCAAAGUGAGCGAAUCAACUGAAGAGCAGGGACACACUGGUUCCAUUCUAUCCGUUGCUGUCUCUCCUUCUGGAAAAUUCGUGGCCACCGGUGGAGCGGACAACAAACUUGUCAUUUGGGAUGCAGAGACAUUGACCCCCACCAGGACAUUUUUGCAACACAGGGACUCAAUUUGCAGUCUCGCUUUUGCGCGCCAUAUCUCUACCAUGAGCUCUGGAGAGCAAUUGUUCUCUGGUUCGUACGAUCGCACAAUUAAAACCUGGUCUAUCAGCGGAGCAGGCCACGCCUACGUUGAAACACUAUUCGGUCACCAGGACCAUGUCACUGGAGUUGCUGCUAUGACCAUCGAUGAAUGUGUCAGUGUCGGUGCUCGGGAUCGCACAGCCCGAUUGUGGAAGGUUGUCGACGAAACACAGCUUGUGUUCCGUGGUGGUGCAUCAAGAAGCGCCCCUUACCAUGAAAGCAAUAUCGAUUGCAUUGCCCCCCUUCCUCCCAACCACUUCGUUACUGGGUCAGACUCUGGCUCUAUCUCGCUCUGGUCAAUUCACAAGAAGAAGCCACUUUACACUGUCCGCCAGGCCCAUGGCUUGGACCCGGUUCCCCCUCUGGAUGUUCUAUCACCCGAAUUAGAUGAGAAGAUCGCUGCUCAUAAUGCGCGGCACAUGCGCCCCACGCCCCGGUGGAUCACCGCGCUCACUACUCUCCCUGGUACCGAUGUUGUCCUCAGUGGAAGCUGGGACGGUUGGAUCCGCGCAUGGCGCAUCUCAGACGAUAAAAAAAGCAUCAUCCCUCUGGGCCCCAUCGGUGCAGGCCGUCUUGGCGAUGUCACUCCAGACACACCAUCCCAGCAACUCAACCAGACCCUUGCACUUGAUGCCACCCCAGAGUUGGAACAAAAGGAGCCAGAGCCUUUGAUCAAGGGUGUUAUCAACGAUAUUGCUGUCUUUGAAAGACGCCCUGAAUCUGACCUGCCUGGUGCCGAUGCGAAAUCUAAGGAGGCUUGCAAGAAUGAACCUCGUGGUGUAUCCAUCGUUGCCGCAGUCGGCAAAGAACACCGCCUGGCUCGCUGGAAGUGUUUUGACAAUACCUUCUAUGAGGGGCCUACUUCUGGCGGCCGCAACGGUGCUGUCGUGUUUGAAGUUCCAUUCACCACUAAUGAUCCUGUGGCGGCUGGUGUAUAA